This is a messenger RNA of Aspergillus sclerotioniger CBS 115572, 2376 nucleotides long. RefSeq names its product putative MFS monosaccharide transporter. Gene Ontology annotation, biological process: transmembrane transport; carbohydrate transport. Bases 1 to 2061 code for a protein of 686 amino acids. Gene Ontology annotation, molecular function: carbohydrate:proton symporter activity. Gene Ontology annotation, cellular component: membrane. The transcript has 7 exons. The record is from RefSeq and is a predicted model, not a curated record. NCBI's taxonomy places the organism in Eukaryota, Fungi, Ascomycota, Eurotiomycetes, Eurotiales, Aspergillaceae.
AUGUCGCUCUUCGAUCUUGUGCGGAGCUUUACGAAAAUUACCUGCUCUCCUUGGCUGUUAUUCGUAGCGAUCUCAUAUGCUGGUCGCGUGAAAGAGUGUGGAGACCUGGCUGAACGGAUUACCGAUGCCGAAGAUCCUCUUCGUACCCGUCUCAUAAACUCGUUAGAUCGUGAGAGGUCUGAUCGAGUAAAUUCCAGUGUGCGGGUUGAAAGCCAGAAGCGUGUUCGUUACCCAGACAGGCCUGUCACUGGCGAAGACGGCAGUGAGAAGAUUGAGAUACCUUGUCCCCCGCCCCGGAAAAUCUCACGAGCAGAGCGCCUACUAGCGAUCAUAAUGUCCCCGAACAGUCGGCAGAACGCGCAGAUACAUGGCUUGGUUGGGAAACCAUUGCUAUACUUUACGAGCGUGUUCGUGUCUCUAGGCGUUUUCCUUUUUGGUUAUGACCAGGGUGUCAUGUCUGGAAUCAUAACAGGUUGGUAUUUCAAGGAUUACUUUAACCAACCCUCGCGAGCUGCAAUAGGCACUGUGGUUGCAAUUCUCGAAGUUGGGGCAUUUAUAUCGUCCUUACUUGUCGGCCGAAUCGGCGACUUGAUAGGGCGUCGUAAAACGAUCCUUUAUGGCUCCAUAGUUUUCUUCAUAGGAGGCGCGUUGCAGGCCUUUUCUACGGGGUUGCCUAUGAUGAUGGCCGGUCGUAUCGUUGCCGGCUUGGGCGUCGGAGCAUUGUCAACGAUUGUACCAGUCUAUCAGUCUGAAAUCUCGCCUCCGCAUAGCCGCGGGAAACUAGCAUGUAUCGAGUUUACGGGAAAUAUCUCCGGAUACGCGGCCAGUGUCUGGGUGGACUAUCUUUGUAGCUUUAUAGAUAGUAAUUACUCAUGGCGCAUACCAUUGCUGUGCCAGUGCAUCAUGGGAGCUCUCCUUGGCGUGGGAAGCCUCAUCAUCUGUGAGUCGCCGAGAUGGCUAUUAGACAAUGACUAUGAUGAAGAGGGUAUGGUUGUCAUCGCAAAUCUCUAUGGAAGUGGGGACCUGCACAAUGACAAAGCCAGGCAAGAGUAUAGAGAGAUCAAGAUGAACGUUCUUCUCCAGAGACAAGAGGGUGAAAGAUCGUACAGUGACAUGUUCAAGCGUUACUACAAACGUGUCUUGAUAGCCAUGUCAGCGCAGGCACUGGCUCAGCUCAACGGUAUCAACGUUAUCUCGUAUUACGCCCCUCUCGUGUUCGAAUCAGCAGGAUGGGCUGGCCGUGAUGCUAUCCUGAUGACUGGGAUCAACGCGAUCUCGUAUCUGGCGUCUACUGUUCCUCCAUGGUAUCUUGUGGAUCGCUGGGGAAGGCGGCCCAUUCUACUCUCUGGGGCAGUUGCCAUGAUCGUUUCUCUCUCGUUGAUUUCGUAUUUCAUAUAUAUCGACGUUGUGGCCACGCCGACUCUCACGGUCAUUCUUGUUAUGAUCUACAAUGCUGCGUUUGGUGCGUCGUGGGGACCCAUUCCAUGGCUCUACCCUCCGGAAAUUUUGCCUUUGAGUAUUCGUGCGAAAGGGGCAAGUCUCAGUACAGCCACAAACUGGGCUUUUAAUUGGCUCGUUGGAGAGGUCACGCCUGUCCUCCAAGCCGCUAUCAAGUGGCGACUUUACCUCGUGCAUGCCUUUUUCUGUGCCUGCAGCUUCGUCCUUGUUUACUUUCUAUAUCCAGAGACGAGCGGAGUCCGCUUGGAGGAUAUGAAUCUGCUUUUUGGGGAUGCGACUACUGCUAUGCCGACGCCGGCAACUCAGGGAGAGCGGGGCUCCCUCAUGAGCGCAGGCUCGCCUGUGCCUUCGCUCGAUAUCAGACGCCAGUAUGGCCAUCUAGGGGCAGAUAGUGCUAUCCCGGGAUUGGACAUUGACCCACCAAAUGUAAGUUCUAGUGCCAACACUAAGCCUCCUAGGCCCGGUUUCCGGGAGGAUACUACAAAUCGACUCGAGGGUUUCGGUGGUUGGAUUUCGAAGAUGAUCACUCGAGAUAAGGGAUCGGAACUACCGGGACAGGGCGGCCAGUAUAGACGUCUUGGACAAGAGGAGGAGAAUGAAUGAAUGAAUAGGGCCAUCAGCUGUGGUUUAGUCUGAUGUAGCAGAUAUAUAAACUUCUUGUUUUUAUGCCGACUUUGCCCGUGCUUCUACCCCAUUGUUUCCUGUGUAUACCUUGUUAAAUAGCUGGAUGGUAUUCUUUCGUUUCAUCGAUUUGUUGUUACAUCUUCACCAACUCUGGUCCCACUGAAAUAGCUCUCUUCAAGUCCCGGUCAUUUUCACUCAUUUUUUUUCUUUCUUUGCGUAAUAUGAAUAUAUGAUGGUGAUGGUGAUGAUGAUAACGAUUGUUCUACUAUGGUCUAAUGGUGCCUCCCUAAUUGU